Homo sapiens (human) is the source of this 2423-nucleotide messenger RNA. RefSeq names its product XPA, DNA damage recognition and repair factor (gene XPA). The record is from RefSeq and is marked reviewed. Gene Ontology annotation, cellular component: nucleus. Bases 1198 to 1893 code for a protein of 231 amino acids. The transcript has 6 exons. Lineage: Eukaryota; Metazoa; Chordata; Mammalia; Primates; Hominidae. Gene Ontology annotation, molecular function: damaged DNA binding. Gene Ontology annotation, biological process: nucleotide-excision repair.
AGUGCGCGUGCGUGGAGCUGGGAGCUAGGUCCUCGGAGUGGGCCAGAGAUGGCGGCGGCCGACGGGGCUUUGCCGGAGGCGGCGGCUUUAGAGCAACCCGCGGAGCUGCCUGCCUCGGUGCGGGCGAGUAUCGAGCGGAAGCGGCAGCGGGCACUGAUGCUGCGCCAGGCCCGGCUGGCUGCCCGGCCCUACUCGGCGACGGCGGCUGCGGCUACUGGAGGUUUGGGCCGCGUCCGCGCUUUCCCCUUCCCUCUCCCCGCCUCCCCGGUCCCCAGACUGGCUCGUGCAAGCCGAGUCCCGGGGCCCGGGGGUCGCGUCAACUCCGCUGGCGUAUGUGUGCAGAUUCUCCCCGAGUCGGAGAGGGAAUCCGCCCAGCCAGCCGCCUUGUCAAAGCGUCCUGUCCACGACCACAGAGCGUUCCUCUGUCGCACGCGGGCCUCCUGACCCCCAGCCCCGGGCCUUCUUCGCUGCACCUCGGCUGCUGGCAGCUUCGAUUUUUCGUUUAGGGAUGCAGCCGCCCCGGCCGGGAGGUGUCAGCCACUGCCAGGUGUCAGGGCCUCAGCUGUCCCGGAAAGAGGAGUUAGACUAGUUCUUGAUUCUGGCCUCUAUACCUAGAACUAGUUGAUGGAAGAGGCAGAUCUUGGUGUUUGUUAGGGAGAGCUUUCAACAAUUAGAGUUGCCAAAAGUGCAAUGGAUUGCUUCUCAUGAGCUUCCCGUUACUAGAAGCGCUCAAAUAGGAACUGGAAGAACGCUUACUUAUGUGGAGGAGAGGAGAUUCAGCAAUCAGAAUCUCCUACUCAGCAAUCAGAAGAAGGGACUGGAUAGUAAACCUUUAAGAUUCUAAUCCAUAGAUUCCAUGAGUCUAUUUCUUGGACAUGUGACCUCUGCGAUUUCUUGGCAAAAACUAGUUGCUCAAAACGUGUUUAUUGAUUGAAGUAAAUUAAGGACUGAUCUCUCAUUGCAGAUUAUUCUCUUAUAGAAUUUGCCACUGGGGUCAACUAAUAAUCUUUAACAGGAUACUUAAAAUAUAGUUUGGUUGACAGGCAGUUCUUCAGGGCUGCCUCUAUAACAUGAAGUACAUGUGUUCCUAAAGCUCUAUACUGCCCUUUGUCGAGCACAGUUUAGAGCUGUAUUACUCUUUUUUAUCAGCCAGAUGUAGUGAGAGUGAGAAGAGUCUGAGGCUGGCAGCAUGUCUUGAUGUUCAUACUAACACCGAAACUGCAAAUUCCAGCUACUUUUGAUGGCAUGGCUAAUGUAAAAGCAGCCCCAAAGAUAAUUGACACAGGAGGAGGCUUCAUUUUAGAAGAGGAAGAAGAAGAAGAACAGAAAAUUGGAAAAGUUGUUCAUCAACCAGGACCUGUUAUGGAAUUUGAUUAUGUAAUAUGCGAAGAAUGUGGGAAAGAAUUUAUGGAUUCUUAUCUUAUGAACCACUUUGAUUUGCCAACUUGUGAUAACUGCAGAGAUGCUGAUGAUAAACACAAGCUUAUAACCAAAACAGAGGCAAAACAAGAAUAUCUUCUGAAAGACUGUGAUUUAGAAAAAAGAGAGCCACCUCUUAAAUUUAUUGUGAAGAAGAAUCCACAUCAUUCACAAUGGGGUGAUAUGAAACUCUACUUAAAGUUACAGAUUGUGAAGAGGUCUCUUGAAGUUUGGGGUAGUCAAGAAGCAUUAGAAGAAGCAAAGGAAGUCCGACAGGAAAACCGAGAAAAAAUGAAACAGAAGAAAUUUGAUAAAAAAGUAAAAGAAUUGCGGCGAGCAGUAAGAAGCAGCGUGUGGAAAAGGGAGACGAUUGUUCAUCAACAUGAGUAUGGACCAGAAGAAAACCUAGAAGAUGACAUGUACCGUAAGACUUGUACUAUGUGUGGCCAUGAACUGACAUAUGAAAAAAUGUGAUUUUUUAGUUCAGUGACCUGUUUUAUAGAAUUUUAUAUUUAAAUAAAGGAAAUUUAGAUUGGUCCUUUUCAAAAUUCAAAAAAAAAAGCAACAUCUUCAUAGAUGAAUGAAACCCUUGUAUAAGUAAUACUUCAGUAAUAAUUAUGUAUGUUAUGGCUUAAAAGCAAGUUUCAGUGAAGGUCACCUGGCCUGGUUGUGUGCACAAUGUCAUGUCUGUGAUUGCCUUCUUACAACAGAGAUGGGAGCUGAGUGCUAGAGUAGGUGCAGAAGUGGUAGGUCAGCUACAAAUUUGAGGACAAGAUACCAAGGCAAACCCUAGAUUGGGGUAGAGGGAAAAGGGUUCAACAAAGGCUGAACUGGAUUCUUAACCAAGAAACAAAUAAUAGCAAUGGUGGUGCACCACUGUACCCCAGGUUCUAGUCAUGUGUUUUUUAGGACGAUUUCUGUCUCCACGAUGGUGGAAACAGUGGGGAACUACUGCUGGAAAAAGCCCUAAUAGCAGAAAUAAACAUUGAGUUGUACGAGUCUGA